Messenger RNA from Punica granatum (pomegranate), 1117 nucleotides. The record is from RefSeq and is a predicted model, not a curated record. Lineage: Eukaryota; Viridiplantae; Streptophyta; Magnoliopsida; Myrtales; Lythraceae.
AUUCACAUUUCGCCAUAUACAUAAACCCCACGCCCUCCCUCUGUAACCAGAAAUCCGGUCUUUUUGCCAUUCCCCAAAUCCUCCUUUUGCCUACUUUCUCGCUCUCGAACAACGCCGUGAAGCAUGUCGACCUCGUCGGAGUUCGCCGGCAAGGUUCCAGCAAAGCUGCCGGAGAAGCCCAGCUUCUCCCAGACCUGCAGCCUCCUCAGCCAGUACCUGAAGGAGAACAAGGCCGCCCUCAACGACCUCAACCUCACCGGUAAGCCGGAGAUGCUCCGACAGACCAUGGCUCCGAUGAACUUCUUCCCCAUUCCUGAGAAUCCGAACACGGACUCGGCCCCGAAAAACCCGCCAGCUGGGAGCCUGAAAUCGAUGGACCUCUUCCCCCAGUCUGCUGAUUCAAGCACGAAGAUGCUUGAUGCUGCCGAGGAGCCCAAGACUGCCCAGAUGACAAUAUUCUACGCGGGGCAGGUGAUUGUGUUCAAUGAUUUCCCGGCCGACAAGGCCAAGGAAGUCAUGCUCUUAGCCACCAAGGGGAGCAACUCCCAAGUGUUCACUCCUCAGCCCGCCUUCGUCGCUCCCAGAAUCCCGAAGAAUCAGAUCGAAUCUAAAGCCAGAGUCCCUCCAAGUCCUAUCAUGAGCAGCAACCCCAUCCAAGAUCUCCUUCAACAGACCGCUGAGCCGAUGGCCUCUGAUCUCCCCAUCGCAAGGAGGAAGUCGCUCCACCGUUUCUUGGAGAAGAGAAAGGAUCGGAUUACAUCAAAGUCACCAUACCAAGUAGUCGACACGUCAGCAGCUUCCAGCCCAGACAAGAACAAGGCAUGGCUCAGCUUAGCAGCUUCGCAGUAGCUUUUUAAGCCGUGUAGUACUAAUAAUUAUCAAUUUUCCUUUUUCUAAACAUAGAUUAUCAAUUAAUUAAUUAUUAAGCCCUCUUUUUCAGUGGGUUUAGUUACCCAUUGUUGCUGCUUUUCCUUUUUGGCUUUUGCUUUUAUUAAGCAAGGUUUAGAUCUAACUCUAUCUGAUCUCAUCAUUAUUGCGAUGUAAUUACGCUAAUAUUAAUUACAAUUAGCUAAGACUCUGAUUAAGUUAAUGUAAAUAUUGCAAGUUAUUCCUUCAA